Molecule: messenger RNA, 1033 nt
Organism: Camelus dromedarius (Arabian camel)
Lineage: Eukaryota; Metazoa; Chordata; Mammalia; Artiodactyla; Camelidae
Gene: IL38
Product: interleukin 1 family member 10
Exons: 4
Coding region: 1-597 (198 amino acids)
Biological process (GO): cytokine-mediated signaling pathway; positive regulation of gene expression; cellular response to lipopolysaccharide
Molecular function (GO): cytokine activity; interleukin-1 receptor binding
Source: RefSeq, a predicted model, not a curated record
AUGUUGCUGGCAGGCUCUGGGGCGGAGCAGUGCCCCACUCCUCACCUGCAGGAGGAGAAGGACCCCCUAGUGCUCAGAGUGGCCAGUCAGAGCGGGGGUGGGAGGGCUGUGGGCCUGAGCGGAGCGGGGCCUGAGCGGGGCAGGCCCUCAGUCCUGCCGUCCUGUUGCAGAAUUAAGGACGCGGAUCAGAAGGCGCUGUACGUGAGAGACAGCCAGCUCCUGGUGGGAGACCCCGAUGCAGACAACCGUUGUGCAGAGAAGAUCUGCAUACUCCCCAACCGAGGCCUGGACCGCACCAACUUCCCCAUCUUCCUGGGGAUCCAGGGAGGCAGUCGUUGCCUGGCAUGUGUGGAGACUGGAGACGGGCCCUCCCUGCAGCUGGAGGAUGUGAACAUCGAGGACCUGUACAAGAAUGGUGAGCAGGCCACACGCUUCACCUUCUUCCAGAGAAGCCUGGGCCCCGCCUUCAGGCUCGAAGCUGCUGCCUGGCCUGGCUGGUUCCUCUGUGGCUCGGCUGAACCCCAGCAGCCCAUCCGACUCACCAAGGAGAGUGAGCCCUCAGCCUGCACUGAGUUCUACUUUGAACAGAGUCGGUAGGGAGACCGGGUGCUGAGUUCCCAGCCUGAUAUCCCCAAACCAAGCUCAUCCUGCCCAGGGUCUCUGGUAGGCAAAAUAAUGCCCCCCCCCCGCGAUGUCCACAUCUGGAUCUCCAGAACCCGUGAGUAUAUUACCUUCCAUGACAAAAAGGACUUUGCAAAUGUGGUGAAGUUAAGGAUAAUUCAUCCUGGAUUAUCCCAGUGGGCCCAACGUAGUCAAUCUCAAGGAUCCUCCUGUGACGGAGGCAGGAGGGUAAGAGUCGGAGAGAACUUGGAAGAUGCUAUGCUGCCAACUUUGAAGACAGAGGAGGGGGCUAUGAGCCAGUGAAUGUGGGUGGUUCCUAGAAGCUGGAAAAGGCAAGGGAAUGGAUUCUCCCUGGAGCUUCCAGAAAAAAUGUGGCCUUGCCGACACCUUGACUUUAGUCCAGUGGAACCCA